CAUAGUUCAGUGGGCUCUGACUCGGAAGGGUGGAGUUUCAACACCGCCUCGGAGGACCGGAGCAGGGAGGGAGCAAAGAAGUCAGAAUUUGACAUUUACCAGCCAUUCGGAACAUAAUUUUCAGCUGGGGGAAAGGGAUUGUAAACUCCGAAAACUGUUCUCCGAAAACGGCCAGGAACUGUAGGUAGAGGACGGACGAGUGAAACGAGGAGACCCCAGACUGCCAUUUUCAAACGGGAGGACCUCUCCCAUAACCACAAGUUUCUAUCAGGUGAAGUAGCGGCAAAGACACAGCGGCAGCCAUGGUGGCCUUGUCACUGAAGAUCAGCGUGGGGAACGUGGUGAAGACCAUGCAGUUCGAGCCCUCCACUAUGGUGUACGACGCCUGUCGCAUCAUACGGGAGAGAGUCCCCGAAGCACAGCUCGGCCAGCCCAACGACUACGGCCUGUUCCUGUCUGACGAGGAUCCCAAGAAGGGCAUCUGGCUGGAGGCGGGGAAAGCCCUGGACUACUACAUGCUGAGGAAUGGGGACACCCUGGAGUACAAGAAGAAACAGAGACCCCUGAAGAUUCGCAUGCUGGAUGGGACAGUGAAAACAGUCAUGGUGGACGACUCUAAAAUCGUCAGCGACAUGCUCAUGACCAUCUGCGCAAGGAUAGGCAUCACAAACUAUGACGAGUACUCGCUGGUGCGUGACAUCCUGGAGGAGAAGAAGGAGGAGACCACGGGGACGCUGAAGAGGGACAAGACACUCCUGAGGGACGACAAGAAGAUGGAGAAGCUCAAGCAGAAGCUCCACACAGACGAUGAGUUGAACUGGCUGGACCACGGGCGGACGCUGCGUGAGCAGGGCAUUGAGGAGACAGAGAUGCUGCUCCUUAGGAGAAAGUUCUUCUACUCAGACCAGAACGUGGACUCCAGAGACCCUGUGCAGCUCAAUCUGCUCUAUGUGCAGGCCCGUGAUGACAUCCUGAACGGCUCGCAUCCUGUCUCCUUCGACAAGGCCUGCGAUUUCGCCGGCUUCCAGUGCCAGAUCCAGUUUGGAGACCACAACGAGACCAAGCACAAGCCAGGAUUCCUGGAUAUGAAAGAGUUCCUUCCAAAAGAAUACAUCAAGAACAAAGGCGAGAGGAAGAUCUUCCAGGCCCACAAGAACUACCAAAACAUGACUGAGAUUGAGGCCAAAGUCAGCUAUGUCAAACUGGCCCGCUCUCUCAAAACCUACGGAGUGUCUUUCUUCCUGGUCAAGGAGAAAAUGAAGGGGAAGAACAAGCUGGUCCCGCGUCUGCUGGGCAUCACCAAGGAGAGCGUGAUGCGUGUGGACGAGAAGACCAAGGAGGUGAUGCAGGAGUGGAGCCUGACCAACAUCAAACGCUGGGCCGCCUCCCCCAAGAGCUUCACGCUGGACUUUGGAGACUACCAAGAUGGAUACUACUCCGUGCAGACCACAGAAGGAGAGCAGAUCGCGCAGCUGAUUGCUGGAUACAUUGACAUCAUUCUGAAAAAGAAAAAGAGCAAAGACCACUUUGGCUUAGAGGGCGAUGAAGAAUCCACCAUGCUCGAGGACUCUGUGUCACCCAAAAAGUCCACAGUGCUCCAGCAGCAGUUCAAUAAGAUGGGGAAGGUGGAGACGGGUUCCGUGGCCCUGCCGGCCAUCAUGCGCUCAGGGGCCGGGGGACCGGAGAGCUUCCAGAUGGGCUCCAUGCCUCAGGCCAAGCAGCACAUCACCAGCGGGCAGAUGCACCGCGGACACAUGCCCCCUCUGACGGCAGCUCAGCAGGCCCUGACUGGCACCAUCAACUCCAGUAUGCAAGCGGUGCAGGCUGCCCAGGCCUCUCUGGGCGAGGUGUCGGAGCUGCCUCCCCUGGGAACCGACGCGGCCUCACAAGCAUGGCGUAAGAACAAAAUGGACGAGUCCAAGCAUGAGAUCCACUCCCAAGUGGAUGCCAUCACUGCUGGAACUGCCUCAAUGGUCAACCUUACAGCAGGUGAUCCUGCCGAGACAGACUACACGGCAGUGGGCUGCGCGGUGACCACCAUCUCCUCCAACCUCACGGAGAUGUCCAAGGGCGUGAAGCUGCUGGCCGCUCUCAUGGAGGACGAGGGCGCCAACGGGCAGCAGCUGCUUGGCGCCGCCAAGAACCUGGCCUGCGCCGUGUCCGACAUGCUCAAGACUGCCCAGCCCGCCAGCACCGAGCCUCGGCAGAACCUCCUGCAGGCGGCCGGCAACGUUGGCCAGGCCAGUGGAGAGCUGCUGCAGCACAUCGGCGAGAGUGACACGGACCCACGAUUCCAGUCUCUAGGUAACGGAGCUUUCAGGGGUUCCAGGCGGAAGACCCUCAGUAGUGGUCAAAUGCUGGAUAUGCUGAUGCAGCUGGCCAAGGCUGUGGCUAACGCGGCCGCCGCCCUGGUGCUGAAGGCCAAGAACGUGGCGCAAAAGACCGAGGACUCCGCCCAGCAGAACCGAGUCAUCGCCGCUGCCACCCAGUGCGCCCUGUCCACCUCACAGCUGGUGGCCUGCACCCGGGUGGUUGCCCCCACCAUCAGCUCGCCGGUGUGCCAGGAGCAGCUGAUCGAGGCGGGCAAGUUGGUGGCCAAGUCGGUGGAGGGCUGCGUGGAGGCCUCCCAGGGAGCCACGCAUGACGAGCAGCUGCUCAGGCAGGUGGGCGCCGCGGCCACCGGUGUCACGCAGGCGCUCAACGAGCUGCUGCAGCAUAUCAAGCAGUACGCCAGCGGCGGGCAGCCCAUCGGACGCCACGGCGAGGCCACCGACCGCAUCCUGGACGUCACCGAGAACAUCUUCAGCUCCAUGGGAGAUGCAGGAGAGAUGGUGCGUCAGGCCCGCAUCCUGGCCCAGGCGACCUCCGACCUGGUCAACGCCAUCAAAGCGGACGCGGAGGGCGAGACCGACCUGGAGAACUCCCGCAAGCUGCUGUCGGCCGCCAAGCUCUUGGCCGAUGCCACCGCCAAGAUGGUGGAGGCUGCCAAGGGAGCUGCAGCUAACCCUGACAGUGAGGAGCAGCAGCAGAAGCUGCGUGAGGCUGCGGAGGGUCUUCGCAUGGCCACCAACGCUGCCGCCCAGAACGCCAUCAAGAAGAGACUCAUCAACAAGCUGGAGAACGCAACAAAGCAGGCAGCCGCCGCCGCUACUCAAACAAUUGCCGCCGCCCAACAUGCUGCCUCGUCCAAUAAGAACCCUGCGGCCCAGCAGCAGCUUGUGCAGAGCUGCAAGGGGGUAGCUGAGCAGAUCCCCAUGCUGGUCCAGGGAGUGAGGGGCAGCCAGUCCCAACCCGACAGCCCCAGCGCUCAGCUCGCCCUCAUCGCAGCCAGCCAGAACUUCCUCCAGCCUGGUGCCAAGAUGGUGACCGCUGCCAAGGCCACCGUGCCCACCAUUGGCGACCAGGCCUCUGCCAUGCAGCUCAGCCAGUGUGCCAAGAACCUGGCCAGUGCCCUCGCCGAGCUUCGUACCGCCGCUCAGAAGGCUCAGGAAGCGUGCGGGCCACUGGAGAUUGAUAACGCGCUGGCCGUUGUGCGCAGCCUGGAGAAGGACAUGCAGGAGGCCAAGGCCUCAGCGGCCGAGGGCAAACUCAGGCCUCUGCCCGGGGAGACGCUGGAGAAGUGCUCACAGGACCUGGGCAACAGCACCAAGGCUGUGAGCUCGGCCAUUGCCCAGCUGCUCAGCGAGGCCACCCAGGGCAACGAGAACUACGCCGGCCAAGCUGCCAGAGAUGUUGCCCAGGCUCUACGCGCCCUGGCUUCGGCCGCUCGUGGUGUGGCAGCCAACACGGAUGACCCACAGGCCCGCAACGCCAUGCUGGACUGUGCCAGCGACACCAUGGACAAGUCUGCCAACCUCAUCGAGGAGACCAAGAGAGCCAUCGCCAAACCUGGAGACCCGGACAGCCAGCAGAGACUGGCCCAGGUGGCGAAGGCCGUGUCCCAGGCACUCAACAGGAGCGUGAACUGCCUGCCUGGACAGAGAGAUGUGGACAACGCCAUCAGGACUGUCGGAGAGGCCAGCAAGAAACUCCUGGCUGAUUCAUUCCCACCGAGCAACAAGAGCUUCCAGGAGGCGCAGUCCAACCUGAACCAGGCUGCCGCUGGGCUCAACCAGUCGGCCAACGAGCUGGUGCAGGCCUCGCGCGGCACCACCCAGGACCUGGCCAAGGCCUCGGGCAAGUUCGGCAAUAACUUCAACGAUUUCCUGGAGGCCGGAGUGGACAUGGCUGGACAGUCCCAGUCUAAGGAGGAUCAGACACAGGUGGUCACCAACCUGAAGACCAUCUCCAUGUCCUCCAGCAAGCUGCUGUUGUCUGCCAAAGCGCUCGCCACUGACCCCAACUCCCCCAACCUUAAGAACCAGCUGGCCGCUGCCGCUCGAGCCGUCACAGACAGCAUCAACCAGCUCAUCACCAUGUGCACCCAGCAGGCCCCGGGCCAGAAGGAGUGUGACAACGCGCUGAGGGAACUCGAGACGGUGAGGGGUAUGUUGGAGAACCCAACUGAAGCUGUUAACGACAUGGGCUACUUUGACUGCAUUGAUAGUGUCAUGGAGAACUCCAAGGUUCUGGGUGAAGCCAUGGCUGGAAUCUCCCACAACGCCAAGAACAGCAACCUGCCCGAGUUUGGAGACUCCGUCAGCUCGGGCUCUAAGGCCCUGUGUGGACUGACCGAGGCUGCCGCCCAGGGCGCCUACCUGGUGGGCGUCUCUGACCCCAACAGCCACGCUGGACAGAAGGGCCUGGUGGACCCAGCCCAGUUUGCCCGGGCCAGGCAGUCUAUCCAGAUGGCCUGCCAGAACCUGGUGGACCCCGCCUGCACGCAGUCCCAGGUCCUCUCCGCCGCCACCAUUGUUGCCAAACACACGUCUGCGCUCUGCAACGCCUGCCGCCUCGCCUCCUCCAAAACAUCCAACCCUGUUGCUAAGCGACAGUUCGUCCAGUCAGCCAAGGAGGUUGCGAACAGCACCGCCAACCUCGUCAAGUCCAUCAAAGCCCUGGACGGAGCCUUUAAUGAGGAGAACCGUGCAAAGUGCAAAGACGCCACUGUCCCGCUGAUUGAGGCCGUGGACAACCUGACUGCCUUCGCCUCCAACCCGGAGUUUGCCAGCAUGCCUGCCCAGAUCAGCCCAGAGGGUAUGGCUGCCAUGGAGCCCAUUGUUGCCGCGGCAAAGGCCAUGCUUGAGAGUUCUACUGGCCUGAUCCAGACGGCCCGCUCCCUGGCCGUCAACCCCAAGGACCCACCCAAGUGGUCAGUGCUUGCAGGCCACUCUAGAACUGUCUCCGACUCCAUCAAGAAGCUCAUCACCAACAUGAGAGAUAAGGCUCCUGGCCAGAGAGAGUGUGACGAGGCCAUCGAGGUGCUCAACAACUGCAUCCGUGACGUGGACCAGGCCUCUCUGGCUGCUAUCAGCCAGCAGCUCACCCCACGGGAGGGCAUCUCCCACGAGGCUCUUCAUGGGCAGAUGGCCGCCUCGGUGCAGGAGAUCAGCAACCUGAUCGAGCCAGUGGCCAUCGCCGCCCGCUCGGACGCCUCUCAGCUCGGACACAAGGUGUCUCAGAUGGUCAGCUACUUUGAGCCUCUCAUCAUGGCUUCCAUUGGCACCGCCUCCAAGAUCCUCAACAGCCAGCAGCAGAUGAACGUGCUGGACCAGACCAAGACCCUGACUGAGUCAGCCCUCCAGAUGCUCUACACGGCCAAAGAGGCCGGAGGCAACCCCAAGGCGGCUCACACUCAGGAGGCCCUGGAGGAGUCCGUGCAGAUGAUGAAGGAGGCCGUGGACGACCUGGCCGCUACCCUGAACGAGGCCGCCAGCGCCGCCGGAGCCGUGGGAGGCAUGGUGGACUCCAUCACCGGGGCCAUCAACACCAUGGAGGACGGCCGGAGUGUGGAGCCCGAGGGCACCUUCGUGGACUACCAGACCACCAUGGUCAAGACGGCCAAGGCCAUCGCAGUCACUGUGCAGGAGAUGGUCACCAAAUCAAACACCAACCCUGAUGAGCUUGGUGGCCUGGCCAAUCAGCUGACCACUGAGUUUGGACAGUUGGCCUCUGAAGCCAAGGGUGCCGCCGUCACUGCAGAGAAUGAUGAGAUUGGCUCCCACAUUAAGAAGCAGGUUGGGGAGCUGGGCUACAGCUGCACAGGGCUGGUCACUAAGGCCGGAGCGCUCCAGUGCAGCCCCAACGACAGCUUCACCAAGAAGGAGCUCAUCGACAGCGCCCGCAAGGUCUCCGAGAAGGUGUCCCACGUGCUGGCCGCCCUCCAGGCGGGUAACCGUGGCACCCAGGCCUGCAUCACAGCCGCCAGCGCUGUGUCUGGCAUCAUCGCUGACUUGGACACCACCAUCAUGUUUGCCACAGCUGGCACGCUCAACCGCGAGAACGCCGAGACCUUCGCUGAUCACAGGGAGCACAUCCUGAAGACGGCCAAAGCUCUGGUGGAGGACACCAAGUUGCUGGUGUCCGGGGCGGGUGCCAGCCAGGAGAAGCUGGCCCAGGCCGCCCAGUCCUCCGUCGGCACCAUCACCAAGCUGGCCGACGUGGUCAAGCUGGGCGCCGCCAGCCUUGGCGCAGAAGACCCAGAGACACAGGCGUUUUUUUCUUUCCGCGGGUUUGCUGUUGGUCAGGAUGUGGGUACUGUUCGUGUCUGGAAAUGAACUCCACUGUCUGUUUUUUUCUCCCUCCUUCUCUCUCUCUCUCUCUGUUUUCCUGCAACUGUAACUUCAAGACAUAUGUGUUUUUGUUGUGUUUCAUUUACUAAGUAUACUUUCUGUGCUCUGUGGAGUAUGGGUGGUUAAACUGCAUUAGGAUGGAGAAAGACACACAUAUUGAGUAAAGGAUCUGUAGUUUUUACCCUUUUUCUGUUUUUUAAAACAAAGAAGAGCAUUUAUGCAAAACCUCUGCUCACAAACCCCCACACAGCCAUAAGUGGUGACUGCAGUUGGCAGCCUGCACUGUUGGGAUCACAAGCUCCCUGUUGUGGAUUAGUGCCCUGGUACUCAUCACCCCUGUAGCUCCGGUCCCACCAACACCACCACCUGUUGAACAGAUAUCACAGAAAGACUCUGCUACACCAUGGCCAAAUCCAAAUGAGGGUUCUCUGCCAUGUUCUCAUGGCAACACGGCUGAACAGUGGUACCACUUAAAAAAACAACAAUGAUAUUUUAGACAGGCUAAAUAUAGCUAACUCUUCUCCGUCUGGUGAGGAGGCUAAAGGCUAAACAAAGUAGUUUGCUUGAAAUGGUAUUUCUAUUGUGAUUGGCACUUAAUGUCAUGGAAUGGAAUUUCUUUUUAAUGCUCUGCCCUGCAUUCUGGUGGCUCAAAUAAAUGUGUUUUCAACCACACAGACGAGUGUCGAUCCAAGAAAUGAGAGCUAUUUGUGAGGUCUUUGUUCAUUCUGAUGUUGUAACAGAUGUCGUAAUUAGAAGCAUUUGGUUUGUCGUGAUCUUACCACAGUAAUGCUAUGACUGCAAGAUACUAACCAGCCACCUACUUAGGGUCUCCAACUGCAGUGCAUUCACUUAUAACAUGUCGAUUUGGCUCCUAGUGAUUGCCUUGGCAGACUGUAGUUACUGUACUGUAGAGCCUGGCUCUUCCAUUAAUGAUUAACCAACAACAACAAAUGUUGACUAGUCUGUAAGGAAGGGUUAAGUUACUUAUGUCAGUUAGUCAUGUAGGAAUGGGUGUUCAGGAAUAGGAAUGCAUUUAGUCAGCAUGCAUAAUGUUUUAUUGGAUUAAGGAGGGCACAGUAAAAUUAUUUUAUGUGCGUUAGAACUCUGUAGGAAGCUUGAUUGAUUUCAUUACUGUCAUUAUUUCCCUGUAAGUUUGUUUCUGUUUAAUGUGAAUGUCAGGUUUAAUAUCAGUGUUUGAUAGUGUAAUAGGUCUGCACUCUCUCAUUUCAUACCUGCAAUAUGCUAUUACCACUAGCUGCUUAAUCUCUCCAUGGCAUCCUCACAUUACUUUUGAUUGUAGUUUGACAUCUUGGAUGCUUUGAAUUUAAACAAAUAGGGUUUGUCUCUUGUGUGGAUCACAUUGUCUUUGUUUGUGCCUUGUUCCU
Alosa alosa (allis shad) is the source of this 8056-nucleotide messenger RNA. RefSeq names its product talin-1-like. The transcript is spliced from 48 exons. The record is from RefSeq and is a predicted model, not a curated record. Gene Ontology annotation, cellular component: cytoskeleton; ruffle; plasma membrane. NCBI's taxonomy places the organism in Eukaryota, Metazoa, Chordata, Actinopteri, Clupeiformes, Clupeidae. Gene Ontology annotation, molecular function: structural constituent of cytoskeleton; actin filament binding; integrin binding. Gene Ontology annotation, biological process: platelet aggregation. Bases 303 to 6656 code for a protein of 2117 amino acids.